Messenger RNA from Moesziomyces antarcticus, 465 nucleotides. RefSeq lists its product as uncharacterized. The record is from RefSeq and is a predicted model, not a curated record. The transcript is spliced from 3 exons. NCBI's taxonomy places the organism in Eukaryota, Fungi, Basidiomycota, Ustilaginomycetes, Ustilaginales, Ustilaginaceae. Bases 1 to 465 code for a protein of 154 amino acids.
AUGCUAUCGGUCGGAUCAGCUUCGACGAUACAGUCUGCCGGAACGGACGUGGCCAGCCCAUUUGGCUUGCUCCGUGUGCGUGCUGCUGGGCCCGCAGGAGGACGAGAAGCGGCAUGGAAAGCACAGAUUUCGUGCAUGACAGGCCCCGCCUACCGAUCUGCUCGCGAAAUUCCACGCCCGCAUCUGCCCUUUGUGUGUGGGCAGACGCACGCACUGCAGCCCCACUUUGCGCGUGCAGGAGUGGCCUCGGCGGAAGCAGCUUUCAUCACAAUCACAAUCACAUCCUACCGCUCGCGCUUCUCUUUGCUUCAUCUUGGCCAACAUCACCGCCAACACCACCGCGCUGCGAUCGGAUCAGCCGAAGCCAUCACUCGGCCCAUCGGCUCGGCCGCUAUCGAUCCAUCGCAAGUCGCUUCUGCCUCGAGCGCCCGUCUCGCGCCUCUUCUUGCCGCCGCCAUGCGCUGA